Messenger RNA from Salvelinus namaycush (lake trout), 2947 nucleotides. It is a transcript of the gene nle1, whose product is annotated as notchless homolog 1 (Drosophila). NCBI's taxonomy places the organism in Eukaryota, Metazoa, Chordata, Actinopteri, Salmoniformes, Salmonidae. The coding region runs from base 175 to 1608 and encodes 477 amino acids. Gene Ontology annotation, cellular component: nucleolus. Gene Ontology annotation, molecular function: protein binding. Gene Ontology annotation, biological process: ribosomal large subunit assembly; Notch signaling pathway. The record is from RefSeq and is a predicted model, not a curated record. The transcript has 13 exons.
GGAAGUUAGGCUAGCAUUUUAGCUCGGUAGUCUUUGACAACAAAAAUAAAAAAGUGUACUGUAUGACCAAGCCAUAGUCAGAACGUUUUGCCAACAAGGAGGAUGGCAUUGGCGUUCAACAAGUCUACAAGUAGGCCCUAGCUCCAACCCCUAAUCCAUCCCUGAGCAGAAAGGAUGUCCAGUGACGUGGAACGGCUGUUGAUCCAGUUUCAGGAUGAAGCGGGGGAGCCGCUGGGUUCUCCCUUUGAUGUCCCGCUGGACAUCACACCUGACAAGCUACAGCUGGUCUGCAAUGCACUGCUACAGAAGGAGGAGCCGGUACCAUUGGCGUUCUUUGUGCGUGGCGAGGCGGAGGUGUUAGAGAGCCUGAGGGUGUGUGUGAAGGCCUUGGGGGCGGAGACUGAGACGGUUCUGCCCGUAGUGUACCAACCCCAGGCGGUGUUCAGGGUCAGGGCUGUUGCUCGCUGUACCUCCUCACUACAGGGACACACAGAGGCUGUCAUCUCCGCUGCAUUCAGCCCUACUGGGAAGUACCUGGCCAGUGGUUCUGGAGACACUACAGUGAGGUUCUGGGACCUGACCACUGAGACACCACAACAUACCUCCAGAGGCCACUCCCACUGGGUGCUGACUAUUUCCUGGUCACCUGACGGAAGGAAGCUGGCCUCUGGCUGCAAGAACAGCCAGAUCUGUAUAUGGGACCCAGUGACAGGACAGCAGAUGGGGAAGACCCUGGCAGGACACACCAAGUGGAUCACAUGGAUCUCCUGGGAACCUCUACACCUUAACCCAGAGUGCCGUUACCUGGCUAGCAGCAGUAAGGACGGGGCGGUGAGGGUUUGGGACGUUGUGUUGGGUCGCUGUGAGAGGAUCCUGACGGGGCACACCCAGUCUGUUACCUGUGUGAAGUGGGGAGGAGACGGACUGCUAUACACAUCAUCACAGGACAGGACCAUUAAAGUCUGGAGGGCUAAAGACGGGGUCCAGUGCAGGACUCUUCAAGGCCAUGCUCACUGGGUCAACACCCUGGCUCUCAGUACUGACUAUGUGCUACGGACCGGCGCCUUUGAACCCGCUGACGCUACCAUCAACCCCCAGGACCAGACUGGCACAUUUGAGGAGCUCAAAGAGAAAGCCUUGCAGAGAUACAACAAAGUCAGGGGUGAGGCCCCGGAGCGUCUUGUGUCGGGCUCUGAUGACUUCACCUUGUUCCUCUGGAACCCAGCAGAGGAUAAAAAGCCUCUGGCGAGACUGACGGGUCACAGCGCUCUGGUCAACGAGGUCUUGUUCUCCCCCGACACACGCCUCCUUGCCUCUGCUUCCUUCGACAAGUCCAUCAAGAUCUGGGACGGACGCACCGGAAAGUACCUACAGUCCCUGCGUGGUCAUGUAGGAGCAGUGUACCAGGUGGCGUGGUCAGCAGACAGUAGACUGAUGGUCAGUGGGUCCAGUGACUCCACUCUGAAGGUCUGGGACAUCAAGACUGGCAAACUACACACUGAUCUACCUGGACACGCAGAUGAGGUGUUUGCAGUGGACUGGAGUCCUGAUGGCCAGAGAGUAGUCAGUGGAGGAAAAGACAAGUGUCUCAGAAUAUGGAGGAGGUAGCCACACCAAUCACGUGCCUUACUAGCCCCUGUCUCCACCAAUCAGGAAGCCAGGAUGACGGACAGAAGGCGGGGCCAGUUGUCUGAGACUUCCUGGUCCUACAUUGGAACAUAAUGCCCUGCUUUACCUGUCAACAAUAACCACACUUACUGAGGACUGCCGAUCAAAGUGAUGUAGGAGGGAGAGCGUGAUGAGAAAUGGAGAGGAGGAUAUAACCAGAGGCAUGGAAGUAGAGGUGGGAGUAGUGGAGGGAGCCUGAGGCUAGUAAGGUACAAUAUCUAAUAGGUGUGUGUUGACGUCUAUACCUGAGCCCUAGCUGGCAGGUACACAGCAAGGGGACUGUAGGACUAAAGUCUUAAUACAGGUUGUUGGAACACUUGGUGUCUUCUAUUAAUGCAGCCUCUCGCUCAAGGUUAAUAUAGUAAAGUAAAACUAAUCAGGAAAAAAGUAUUUAGUCAAUUAAAAAAUAAAUAUAAUUAACAAACCCGUUUGAAAAAUGAAAACUAUAUUUGACUCCAACUACUUAAAAAUAAAAGCCAUCAUGAAUGAUCAGUUUUAGUUUUUUUCCCUAAUGUUCUGCAUAAAUGUAAUUGGGUUUAAGGUUUUGGGGGGGUCAAGCUACUGAAUCUGGAGGGUAAAUGCGGCCAGAAGAUGGCGAUAUUUCAAAUAGGCCUAGCUUGUGUAUCACUAGCUAACAGGAAAUAAUUGCUAGGUAGUACAUCUAAAUGUACUACUAAAGUUGAAAAGUAUUGGAUUGGUGUUAACAUGUGCAACAGGGUUUCCUUCUAUAUCUUUGGCACCAGUCACAUUUAUAAUUUAAACAUAUAACCUAUGACCAUCACCUUUUGUAUUACUGCCCCCCAGUGGCAAGAAGUUAACCCCCCCUUCUCCUAGCCUCCCAAGCAUGCUUUCUAUCCCUAACACUAAAUCUAAAACCGAAACGAAAUAGCAAUUUACAAACGAAAUAGCAAUUUUUCUAUACAACUCAAACUAUAAUAGCCUCCCUCGCCCUGGCUGCUUCUGACCUGCUGGUUCUCUCUUGACUAAUAAAGCCUACUUUCCUGACACAUACUCUGUCUCUGCUCUAAUCCUCUGUGGUCAGUCAACUGCAAGGCUGAAGGGCGAAGUCCUGCCCUGCUGCUUCCCUCUACAUUAGUGACAGGAUCAUUAGCUGCUCUGUUCUUUGACUGACUGGUCCUCUAUACCUAGCCUAAUGGCUCUAUUUUUAAGUUAUCUGCUGUGUCUUAUCUAGUCACUGUCUGAAGGACUACUCCCUCUGUAUUCUACUAUGUAAACCAAGAUCAUAGUGCUUCAUUAUUAAACACAGUAGAUAUCGCAG